AUGUCCCGCUCCCGUAACUCAUUCUUCAGCAACUCUUCAGGAACAAAUGAUCAAAAUCAUCCUCUUCUGUCAAGCGUAUAUGAUCCGCAUAAUGAUGUUCGUCUGCGAGACCUCUCUUCCCCUUCAGCAUCGAGAGCUACACCAAGUCCACCGCCAGAAUUCUAUAGGGAUAUGAGGUCACCUACUAGUGCGAGUGCGAGAACACUUUCUCCGAGACCAAUCUCGGAAUCGGGAUCUGCGAGUAAAUUUAAAGGGAAUGGGAAGGCGAAGGGAAGGAGAAUACAAUUUGCUGCUCCUCCGCCGCCGAUUGUAGGGAGUGUUGCUGGGUUGGGCAAUAUUGGAAGGAGUUUAGAUGGAAGCGGAAGUUCUCAUUUGAGAGGGAGCGUGGUUCGGGAAGGAAGAGGAGUUGGAAUAUUGAAAAGUGUGGGGAGUGCUGUGGGAAGCUCGGCACAAAAUGACAGUCUUUUGGGGCUGGAAAGGAGAGAACGAGCUUUGCAGGCGGAAUUACAAAUGUUGCUAGAUGCGCAGAGUGAGGGUUUGAUGCAAGGAUUCGGUGGAGGUGGUAAUAGAGAAGAGCACAGUGGAAGUAGCACGCCCACGACAAGGUCAUUACAACGGGAUAGAGAUAGGCAGGGAGGUAGAAGUACAGAAGGAGCUCAUGUGCGUACAAUUCCUGUUCGACAACCAAAAAGAAAAUCGAUCGGACUAAGAGGAUCCAGAAAAGGAUUGUUAAGGAACAUGGGUCUGUUGGCAGAUGUUAAAGUUGAGGAAGAUGAAUUGUUGACAGAAGAAAUCAAGAGGAGAGAAAUGUGUAUUGCAAAGACAAAAGAUUGGAAAAUCAGAAUCGACGAGGUUAAGAGAGAAAUUGGCGAAUUCGUCUCAGCAGACAUAACAAAUAAUAGAGUCUCUUCACCGAAUGAAGAAAGUCAUCAAUCUCCUCAUGCAAACAAAUCCGAAGAAGAUCGAGAGAUAGCCGAACUACGGACUGAAGAGCGGGCUGUCGAAAACGAAAUCCGAGAGACGGAAGAUAGAUUGUUACAAAUGAAAGCCAGGCGGAGCUGGCUGGCAGACCGGAUUAAUGAGAGAGUUAAUCAGAGAGAAUCGCGAUUGUCUAGCUAUCGUGGUGCUUUGAGGGAAGUGGAAUCAGAAGUCCAGGAAUUCUUGACGAGACCGCCGGCUAUGGUAUCAAUUAGUAUGGGGAAUGAAGAAGGAUUCAUGACACUACCCCCUAAACGACGGACAUUAGAAAUGGCAGAUGAAUGGUGGAGUAAAGAGAUCAAUUCUUUGCAAGCCCGAAAACUAGAGGUGCAAAAGGAAAAAGAAGCACUAGAAGAUGGAGCAAAGCUCUGGGAAGAAUCUGUCAAGACAGUUGUGAACUUCGAGGAUGAAUUGAGAGAGAAUAUGAAGAGUAGCAAAGUGGGUGAUAUCGAGGGAUUCAAGAUGCAAAUUGUAAAAAUGAAGAAGGUGAUAGGGAAGUUGGCUGAAACGGAAAGGAUAGCGGAGAGCAAAGGCUGGAAUCUGUUGGUGGUGGCUGUGGGUGCGGAGUUGCAGGCUUUCAUACAGGGAGAGGAGAUUCUGAGAGACGCGUUGGGGAGUUCGGGUGGGGGGGUUCAUGGCGAUGAUCUUGCUAUUGAGAAGAAGAUAAUAGAGAAAGAUCAUGAUGAGAGAAGUAUCGAUACAGAUAUGGAAGUGAGAACUACGCACUCGGGAGAUGGAGAAUCGGCGACUGAUGAUGAUGGGUUGAGAGAAUUGGAGGCGGAAUUCGCGAGGCAGGAAAGAAGGGAGGGAGGGAUGCUGGGAGAGGGGAGAAUCGGUGGGGAUAGAGUGGGUGGGGAUGGGGAUGCGGAUGUGGAAGAGAGUGAUGAAGAAAAACAUCUGAGGGAGUUGAUGGUGGGGCACAGUAGAGGGGAUGAGGAGACUGAUACGGAUCAUGAGGGGUUUUGA
This is a messenger RNA of Botrytis deweyae, 1944 nucleotides long. RefSeq lists its product as uncharacterized. The transcript has a single exon. The coding region runs from base 1 to 1944 and encodes 647 amino acids. The record is from RefSeq and is a predicted model, not a curated record. NCBI's taxonomy places the organism in Eukaryota, Fungi, Ascomycota, Leotiomycetes, Helotiales, Sclerotiniaceae.